Molecule: messenger RNA, 2178 nt
Organism: Odontomachus brunneus
Lineage: Eukaryota; Metazoa; Arthropoda; Insecta; Hymenoptera; Formicidae
Exons: 2
Coding region: 119-1735 (538 amino acids)
Molecular function (GO): protein binding
Source: RefSeq, a predicted model, not a curated record
CCACUGUGUCACAUCGUAUAGUGUCACCACGUGUAACAAUAAUUUCAUAACUUGACACAAAUAGAGACACGAACACUAUUCUUAUUAGCAUUGAUUAUUAACAUAUUCCUUGAGGAAGAUGUCCACCGAAACCGCUGAUGAACCAAAAUGCGAGUCAGCACAGUCGGUAGAGAGCUCCGUGAGUUCGGAAUACACGAUAAAACCCAGCGACGAAUUUUUUCAUGUUUUCAAAUUAUCAUAUAAAUUUAAUAUGAACAAAAGUACUCUUAGUGACAAGGAAAUCAAGACAAUAGAAGCACAGGUGGACAAAUUAUAUAAUGAGGUCACUAACUCGGAAAACGCAACAUUAAAUGAUAUCGUAACUCUUGCAUACAGUUACCAAAAUAUAUGUCAUGGUUACAUUAAGUCAAAUCAGAAAAAGGAAUUACUUAUAGGAAGAACUUAUAUUUUGCGUUGUUUGAAUUUGGUGAAAAGUAAGGAGCUGGAUUCCAAAUUUAUUAUAAUAGCUCUGGAAGGCCAUUACCAGUUAGGUUUUAUUUAUUUUAAGCAAAAGAAGUCAGGAAAAGCUCUACAAACAUGUAACAAAGCUAUAGAAUUAUAUUUAACAUAUACAGACGAUAAGAAAAAGUAUGGUAAUCCUAUUCAUUUUAAAAAUAUUAGCAUUCAGCCAUCGAUAGAUGGAUAUUACAUGCUAAAUAGAAUACAUAUAGAGAUUUUAAAAUUAAUAACGGAGGCAGAUAUAGAUAUGGAUGUUCACACACGGAUAGUAUACCGUCAUUUGGAUUUAGCAGCUAAUUUGAAUAUAUUACAAGAAACAAGAAAACAUAUUUCGUGGGUUUAUUCAGCAUUAAAAGUAUUCUAUUAUUUAAUAAAGUACGACCGUUUUGCAGAAGCUAGAAACCAUAUUAUUACUGCAAUUUAUGUGAAAAACAUAUUUUUAGAUAUAUUAUUUCGUAAUACAAAUAAACAGAUACUUUCCUUACAAAAGCUGAAUGAAUUGUACAUAAAUCUUGAUAUUAUUUUUAAUGCAGCGUGUAAAAAAUAUUGGGUUAGGCUUUUACGUAGGUCGGUAGAACGAUUGCUACGAUUAGAAAAAGGCGAAGAAAUUGAGUUCGAUGACUUAAAUUCAGGACAUCCAACAAAAUUGGAGGGAGAUAUAUCACAAAGGUUAUUACUAUUCAAUGAUAUAGAUACAGAAAUUUCAUUCGAGUGUGUAUAUCCAUUCUUACCGGUUAAAUAUAUUUUACAUUAUAACGAUGCAUACAAAAUAUUUAUCAAUUUCCUGAGGAGUUUUUCUAUUUUAAAGUUUUCUAUUGAUAAAAAGAAGGAAGAAAUACUAACAUACGGACAACUUAUAUUAGACUCUUUCGAAAUGUACAAAUAUAUGGCAUUCUAUGAGAAGGACAUAACUAAUCGGAGCUUACUACAAAAUAUGAUUAUACCUCUUUUAUCGAAAGCUCUAGACAAAAAAGUUUUAUUACAGUAUGCUCCUGCCUUCUUCUAUAAAAUACAGUUACACUUAGCGAUUUCUUAUUCACAUUUAAUAGAUAUAAAACUUGAAAAUUUGGAUGCAAUUCAUCCACUAUACAUGCCACAAAGAUAUAAUGCAAUUGAGCUUGAAAUUGAAUGCCUAGUAAAGUAUGUCUUUAAUUGUUUAGAAGCACUUAUCGUUCUACAAAAGAUUAUGCCAGUGGAUUCUCAUAAUAAGUCAAAUUCUUCAUUAGUUCCACAUUAGAAACAUAUACAAUGAUAUUCGUCGCCAUGAUAUUGAAAAUAAAGAAAAAAUGAGAUUAUUAAUGUUUAUAAUAUUUAAAACAGUUUUUUAAUAAAAAAUAUAAUAUUACAACAUGUUUAUUUGUGCGUAUAUUGAACUGAUUAAUAUUAUGUGAUAAGUUGGUAAAUUAAAAAAAAAAAAAUUUAUAUGAUUUUAUAAGAUAACUCAAAAUAUCUAGAGAUCGUCUUGAAUGUUUUCAAAAUGUCCCUGAAAAUUUUGCAUUUUAAAUAUCUUCUAGACAAUUCAGAGAUAUCUUUUGUUAUUUAAAUAUUUGCUUGAUUGUAAACAAAAAUAAGAAAUAUUUAAAUAGAAUUAUUGCAAGUUAAUAAGUCAAUUCCGUCCUUAUAAAAGUUUUAUAUGAGUAAUAUGUAAUAUAGAAUAUAAAGACUUAAAAUUUAUAUGUU